This is a messenger RNA of Pestalotiopsis fici W106-1, 786 nucleotides long. RefSeq lists its product as uncharacterized. Lineage: Eukaryota; Fungi; Ascomycota; Sordariomycetes; Amphisphaeriales; Sporocadaceae. The transcript has 2 exons. The record is from RefSeq and is a predicted model, not a curated record. Bases 1 to 786 code for a protein of 261 amino acids.
AUGGGGGCCUACUAUGAAGUGAUUCCAAAGUCCUUGUUCAAAUGGAUAUUGGAACAAAAAAUGUUCUGGGUGGCCACGGCGCCGCUCUCCGCGGCGGGGCACGUCAACGUCUCGCCAAAGGGCGGUGCCUGUUUUGGGCUCAUUGAUGAAAAGACCUUUUACUACAUGGACAUGACGGGCUCGGGCAAUGAAACCAUCAGCCACCUAUACGAGAACGGCCGGGUCACGAUCCUCUUCAAUGCCUUUGAGGGCCCGCCGCGGAUCCUGCGCCUGUUUGGUCGCGGUCGCGUGCUCGAGCGCGGCACCGCCGAGUACGCCGAUUUUGUCAAGAAGAACACGGUCGGGACGCACAGCGGCACGAGGACGAUUAUUCUUGUCGAUGUUCACCAGGUUGGCACGUCGUGUGGUUUCUCGGUGCCGUUUUACGACUUCAAGGCCUUUAGGCCGGUCCUGGAUGAGUACUUUGAGAAGAAGGAGAAGCGGUAUCUGAACGGCAAGGAGGAGGAGAGUAUGCCAAGAUAUUGGGCCCUCAAGAAUGCCUGGAGCGUAGAUGGCCUGCCUGGAAUGAAGGUCGGUCAGGAAACGAUGAGAAAGGAAGGCAUCGUGCCUCUCAAGAAAAUGGUGGGCAACUCUUCUUUGGAGAAUAGCAGAAGACCCGUCAACGGGUUCUCUGUCGCGCACCUCGUCCUGGCGAUUGUUCUCAGCGCAUUGCUAUCGGCGUUCCUGACUCUGCACGGGGCCGAUGUUGCCCUGAAUAUCAAGCAGCGUCUGCCUGCGAGGCAAUGA